AUGAAGGCAGCUGACGGGUUUGCGGGGUCACCGGGCCGCACUACCUUGCUGGUUCAGGACUUGGCCAGCUUGGGGCUUUCAGCAGACAGCAUGAACCGAUCCGCAGGACCUGACUUCUGUGAGGUCCUUAUUGGUUUCCUGGAGCCCUCCGAUAGGCCCCAGCUUCAGGCAGUUGGGGCGUUGGGUGAAAUCGCCAAUGACUCGCCCAAGUGGCGCGACUACGCGCUCGAUAGCAACGUUCUGCCGCCACUGCUAGACCUGCUCAAGCGCGACGUGAAGCUGUCCACGCUUCGCGUCGCAUCGCGAACGCUUUUUUUGUUUUGUAAGGGAGGGCCAUCUCCUCGUUUGCUGGAUAAGCAAACGCUGCCGGCAAUUGCUCGCCUCGUCGACCACAGCGACGGAGAAGUUAUCACCGAAGCGUGUUGGGCCUUGGCGGACCUUUCUAAAGGCAACUAUGCGAGUAGCUACGUCGACGAAAUUAUUGAAUUAGGAAUCUGUCGCCGCCUUCCUGAGCUCCUAAAACAUCCGUCGCCGUAUGUGGUCCUCGCGGCGCUAAGCCUCGCGAGCCACAUCGCGGCUGGCAGCGCCAAGCAGACCCAAGCGGUGAUCGACUGCGGCGCGCUAAGCUGCCUAGUUGUCCUCUUUGCCAACCCCAAGGACAGCAUCAAAGAGGAGGCAUGCUUUGCCGUGUCCAACAUCAUGGCCGGCACCAAGGAUCAAAUCCAGUCGGCCAUCGAUGCAGGGCUUAUUCCGCCGCUCGUUGAACUGAUGUCGAACCCGAACAUCAACGUCAGAAGGGAGGCAGCUAUCGCGCUGUGCAACGCGACGCCGGCCAGCAGCAUGGCGCAGAUCGCGUUUCUGGUGCAGAAUGGUGCGAUCAGUGCGUUUUGUGAUUUGCUCGCUGUCGCGGACGAGGUCAUUGUCAGGACCGCUCUAGAGGGCUUGGAAAACAUCCUCAAGGCCGGUCAACAGCAGGCGAGCAGCAACUCGUCGGGCGGCGCGGAGGUAACAAACCCCUUCGCUCAGUUAAUCCUGGACGCGGAAGAUCUCUGCACUAAGAUCGAGCACGCACAAGACCACCCGAACGAGGACCUGUACUUGAAAGCGCACGGCAUCGCCAUAACGUAUUUGAGCGCGGAGAGUGACUAA
Molecule: messenger RNA, 1149 nt
Organism: Volvox carteri f. nagariensis
Lineage: Eukaryota; Viridiplantae; Chlorophyta; Chlorophyceae; Chlamydomonadales; Volvocaceae
Exons: 6
Coding region: 1-1149 (382 amino acids)
Biological process (GO): NLS-bearing protein import into nucleus
Cellular component (GO): nucleus
Molecular function (GO): nuclear import signal receptor activity; protein binding
Source: RefSeq, a predicted model, not a curated record